GAACCACCAUAGUGAGACAGAGUGUAGAGAGCUGGAGUGUCAAGACUUUUGGUGGUUCAGAGAGGGCAAUGGAGGUGCGACCUCCGGCGCCACGGAGCUUCCUCUACGGGGCGCUGGGUCCUUUCCCCCGGGUCUUUGCUGCGGAAUCUGUGGCUGCCGAAUCGGAGGUCCUUACGGAGGACCAGAAUCUGCUUCCCUGCGUCUCGGAACCCCGUUACCUGGAGUCUGGAUGGGACCGCCUCCGGGAGCUGUUUGUCAAAGAUGAACAGCAGAGAACGUCAAAAGAACUUGAGAAUAUUUAUAGGGCAGCAGUUUCAGCAGGUAUCGUUGGAUGGGCAUAUGGGGGAAUACCAGCUUUUAUUCAUGCCAAACAGCGCUACAUUGAGCAGAACCAAGCAGAAAUUUAUCAUAACCGGCUUGAUGCUGUGCAAUCUGCACAUCGUGCUGCCACACGAGGCUUCAUCCGGUAUGGCUGGCGCUGGAGUUGGAGAACAACAGUGUUUGUGACUAUAUUCAACAUAGUGAACACUGGUUUAAAUGUGUACCGAGAUAAAAAUGCACUAAGCCAUUUUGUCAUUGCAGGAGCUGUCACGGGAAGUCUUUUUAGAAUAAAUUUAGGCCUCCAUGGCCUGGUAGCUGGUGGCAUAAUUGGAGCCUUGCUAGGCACUCCUAUAGGAAGCCUGUUGAUGGCACUUCAGAAGUACUAUGGUGAGACAGUUCAGGAAAAAAACCAGAAGGAUCGAAAAACACUCCAUGAGCUGAAACUGGAAGAGUGGAAAGCCAGACUACAGUUUACUGAGCUCCUCCCUGAAGAGAUUGAAAGUAGCCUACAGAAAAAUCAGUCCAAAGAUGAUGCUGAGAAAAUUGAAGCACUACUAAAUCUUCCUAGAAACCCCUCAUCAACAGAUAAACAAGACAAGAACUGAAACUGUUUGGACUCAAAACUCACUGGAGAGUUGAAGAGAGCUAUGUUGCCACGCCCAUUGAAUGCCAAUGGUUGGGCUACUCCUAGGUUAGCUUAAUGACAGAUAUAAACACGAGCACCUGUAGUGGCAAUACUUACUCUUACCUGUUUUUUAAACCAAAAAUUGGGCCAUUGUAUUCUCACUUCACUCAUCCUUAACUUUAAAUACAUACAUAUAUUUAUAUUGGUCAAUCUAUAUGUUUGACAUAUCUAUAUCUAUUGAUCAAUAUAUAUUUCUUUUUCGUGAAUUUUAUAACAGUAAUUUAAAACUUUCCCAAAAGAUUAAAGUGGAAUUCUACAGCUUAUAUGUGUAUUCUUGUAGCCCUUUAAAGGAUACUCUAGGAAUCUCUAGGGAGAGGAGAGAAAAGAACCAUGUAAGGCAAAUGGUCUGCAAAACCAUGGUGCCCUUGGGUCCUAGUAACAGUAUGGGCCUAAAUAUGUAGUGGUGUUUGGUUUUUAAUAAAAAUAAAAAGUGAUUUCUGUCAUUUGAAAUAAAAGAUAAAUUUAACAAAAA
This is a messenger RNA of Pteronotus mesoamericanus, 1478 nucleotides long. It is a transcript of the gene TIMMDC1, whose product is annotated as translocase of inner mitochondrial membrane domain containing 1. Gene Ontology annotation, cellular component: mitochondrion. The coding region runs from base 69 to 926 and encodes 285 amino acids. The record is from RefSeq and is a predicted model, not a curated record. NCBI's taxonomy places the organism in Eukaryota, Metazoa, Chordata, Mammalia, Chiroptera, Mormoopidae. The transcript has 8 exons.